AUGCUGGCGCGCGGAGGCAGGCCGAACGCGUACACGUUCCCGCCCUUGCUCAAGGCAGUGGCGGCCGAGCGGGGCGCCGUCAUCGCGCCGGCUGUUGGAGGCGCCGUCCACGCGCACGUGGUCAAGUUCGGGAUGGAGCUCAACGCCCACGUCGCGAGCUCGCUGGUCCUCAUGUAUGCGGCCAGGGGCGAUAAUCUGACUGCACGUGCGCUGCUGGAUGCGUGGCCCGCGAGAGGUGGAGGCACGCCCGUGGUGUGGAACGCCCUUAUCUCCGGCUGCAAGAGAAGCAGGCAGCUCAGAAUGUCAUGCUGCUAUUUCGUGGAUAUGGUGAGGGCUGGCGUUGCGCGGACGCUGGUCACUUACAUCACGGUGCUGUCAGCCUGCGGGAAAGGCGAUGACAUCCUGCUCGGAAUGCAGCUGCACAAGUGCAUCGUGGCGAGCGGGGUGCUGCCUGACCUCAAGGUGGAGAAUGCUCUCGUUGAUAUGUACGCCGAGUGUGGCGAGAUGGAAGCAGCCUGGCAGUUGUUUGAGGGCAUGCAGGUGAGGGAUAUGGUUUCCUGGACGUCAGUUAUAUCUGGGUUUGUAAGACUAGGUCAGGUUGAUCGAGCCAGAGUAUUGUUUGAUCAAAUGCCUGAGAGGGACACCGUUUCAUGGACUGCGAUGAUCGAUGGUUAUGUGCAGACUGGACGGUUUAGAGAGGCACUGGAGAUUUUUCGUGAGAUGCAGUUUAGCAAGGUGAUGGCAGAUGAGUUCACCAUGGUCAGCGUAGUCACGGCGUGCGCGCAGCUUGGUGCUUUGGAGACAGGGGAAUGGGCAAGGGUUUACAUGAGCAGGCAUGGGAUCAAGAUGGAUACUUUCGUUGGCAAUGCACUUAUACACAUGUAUUCAAAGUGUGGGAGCAUUGAGCGGGCAUUGGGCGUGUUCAAAGAGAUGCACAGUAGAGAUAAGUUUACUUGGACCGCUAUCAUACUUGGUCUUGCUGUGAAUGGCCAUGGUGAACAGGCUAUCCAUAUGUUUUACAAGAUGCUUAGGGCGUUUGAAGCUCCGGAUGAAGUGACAUUUGUUGGUGUUCUAACUGCCUGCACUCAUGCUGGCUUGGUUGACAAAGGCCGAGACUUCUUUCUCAGCAUGGUAGGGACCUACGGGGUUGCUCCUAAUGUGAUGCAUUAUGGAUGCAUAAUCGACCUCCUAGGCCGAGCUGGGAAACUAACAGAGGCACUGGAAACAAUUGGUAAAAUGCCCAUGAGACCCAACUGUGCAAUUUGGGGGACCCUGCUGGCAGCUUGUAGGGUUCAUGGUAACUCAGAGAUAGGUGAAUUGGCAGCACAGAAUCUCCUCGAGUUGGAUCCAGAGAACAACAUGGCUUACAUUCUUUUGUCCAAUCUGUAUGCAAAGUCUAAUAGAUGGGAAGAUGUCCGGCGGCUUAGGCAGGUAAUAAUGGAGAAAGGAAUCAAGAAAGAACCUGGUUGCAGUCUGAUUGAAAUGAAUGGCACACUUCACGAAUUUGUAGCUGGUGAUAGAUCUCAUCCUAUGAGCAUAGAAAUCUAUUCCAAAUUGGACAAGGUACUCACGGACUUGAAGAAUGCUGGGUAUGUGCCUGAUGUAACAGAGGUAUUUGUUCAAGUUACAGAAGAAGAAAAACAGAAAGUUCUUUAUUGGCACAGCGAAAAGUUGGCAGUUGCCUUUGCACUACUCAGUUCAGAAUCUUGUUCAACCAUAAGGAUCGUGAAAAACUUGAGGAUGUGUUUGGAUUGCCAUAAUGCAAUUAAAUUGAUCUCCAAGUUAUAUAUGCGAGAGGUUGUCGUGAGGGACAGGACACGCUUCCAUCAUUUUAGACAUGGACUCUGUUCUUGUAAGGACUACUGGUAA
Lolium rigidum is the source of this 1869-nucleotide messenger RNA. Its product is annotated as pentatricopeptide repeat-containing protein At2g29760, chloroplastic-like. The record is from RefSeq and is a predicted model, not a curated record. The transcript has a single exon. Gene Ontology annotation, biological process: RNA modification. The coding region runs from base 1 to 1869 and encodes 622 amino acids. NCBI's taxonomy places the organism in Eukaryota, Viridiplantae, Streptophyta, Magnoliopsida, Poales, Poaceae. Gene Ontology annotation, molecular function: zinc ion binding; RNA binding; protein binding.